Messenger RNA from Aspergillus steynii IBT 23096, 600 nucleotides. RefSeq lists its product as uncharacterized. The transcript is spliced from 3 exons. Lineage: Eukaryota; Fungi; Ascomycota; Eurotiomycetes; Eurotiales; Aspergillaceae. Bases 1 to 600 code for a protein of 199 amino acids. The record is from RefSeq and is a predicted model, not a curated record.
AUGCCUUCCCCAAGGAUUGAAGCCGACGGUCACGAUGGAGACAAGCGAGACUCCACCGGUGGUCGGACUGCAAUUGCUAUUUCGGUUUCUUUUUUUCUCCCCGAGUCUCCUACUCUGGAUACUCUGAUCGACUCCGACGUCGCACUGACCACGGCGGCCCUUUAUUGCGGUCAUGGUUACUGUCGCGUGGGUGCACAACGCCGGUGGGACGUGAUUAAAUCAAUUCCGUCGAAGCCCUACUCUUAUUCCAAGGGAUCCUAUCUAGAUGACUACAGGAAAUCCCGCGCCAGAGCCCAGCCUGGAAACAGUUCCCUUUUCGGCGUAGUUCCUGAGCACCUCAUCAGAAUCCAAAGUCCCAAAUCCAAACCCUUCCACUCCUCCAUACACGACAAGAGUAAACAUCAAAACUCGGCGGGUCCCCAGAGCCGCAUGGUUGUCUUUUCGUGCCCAAAGAUUCUCGACCACGGCUCCGGGUUGCGAUCGUCAUGGAGUCGGCAAGUUGAUGCCGCGAGAGUUUGCCGACUCCAAAGUCAAAAGGGAAUCGUGGGCCUCGUUGCGGUUCAGCUCGAUAGGCGCGUCUAUCACGCGGGUUCAUUCUAG